AGCAGUUACUUUUAACAAUAUUUAUUGCAAUUUAAUCAAUACGCUAAUCGACAAUCACAACAUCAAAUCUGUUCGAGACUGUUGGCACCAGAACGAGCCCUCUGUCAAGAUCGGAGCCAGUGUCGGCUUUUGUUCUUCCGAUUCCGGACUCCUUCCCCGAUUUCCGUCUGUCGCACGCCCGAGUGCCAAUUUCUCCAGCGACGUGCCUCGUUCUGGUUCUUCGUUAUAGAGGUGGUGCCUAGUUGGAGAUCCUUUUUAUCCCAUUAAAAUAUGUGCAAAAUCCGUGAUAUAAUUUUACCCUAUUCCGGCUAGUCAUUGAAUCGUCCAAUACACGAUAGGCACAUGGCUGUGGUAACACACGAUUCUAGUACACAUCGGCUGCAGAGAAGCCUGACCGGCUGAGCUGUCUGUUGUUGUUCCACAGUGAGAGCCACGCACACACGUUAAUAUCUUAUUGCAGGACCAUGGGGAUAGAGAAGAAUGCCUAUCAAGAUGAGGGUAGGGAGGCGGAACUGUUUCAGCCAAUUUCGACCAAUUUCAUGGACCUGGUCACCAAUUGACACAAUUCACGGGUCUUCAACAUGAUGGAAUAAAAUUUUUUGGACAGACACGUGCACUCAGCUCAUGAGGUCCUGUCUCCGACAAUAAUGGUUCGAUUUUUAGGUUAGCGGCCUCGGCAAACUCAGCGCGAACGUAGCUGAUUGUGGUCCCAGAGAAAUGUGUGGUUUCGGAGUAAAAUAACGAUAAUCUACCUUAUCAGAACAAAGGACCAGAAAACGAUCAAUUCGACCCGCCCAAGGAUUGGGAAGAUCUCGGCAGGGAUCCCUGCCGUUGAUGGGAUGUAUCCCCAGAGUCCAGCUGGCCCGCGCUGUCUACCCAGCUCGCACCCAACCAAAGGCACGCAUGCAUGGGAAAGGGCCCGGACAGGCUGCAGACGCCAGCGCCGCUGUCGAUUUUGUGCUUUUUUGGGGCCUUUUUCGAAGCCACAAUGGCAGGACAAGCUAGCUGAAUGGCACCCGCCUUUGUCCCAAUGAGGGGAUUGAGGAGCUCGCUAGCCGAGCAUGGUCUGAGCCUGAGCUAUUUAGUUGUUACGGGGUGGUGUGUUGCCGAUAGGACGUGAGGGGCCUUGCUCAAAGACGCCGCCUGCGUCCAAUCCGAGUUGACCUCGUAUUGUGUACAUGGGACUGUUGGAAUAUUUAUCCACGGCUGCCGCUCCUCGUUAUGCAAAGAGGACAAUUGUGCUCAUCAACACUCCACGGGACAAAUACUAGGUCUGCGACACCUGUUUCGACGACGACGUCGACGACGGCCUCAUUAUUGAUACUAUUCCCAUUGCCAGCUCGUUCGCCGACAGGCUAUGGGAUUUGCCCAGACAAUCAGUGACGACAUUUUAGGUGGGUUUUGGGCGUUGGUGCAGAGUGCCAGCCAGCCACAGUCUACGCUGUGUCCCCAGUCCAAUAGUUAUCGGCAGCAAGCCACGCCGCCUUGUAUUGCGGACUCCGACAAUAGCUAACUUGUCCUGCAGGUUGAUCGCUGUGGAAGUGGCAAAACUCUUGUCGCGAGCUCCUGGGCAACGCGGUAUCAACAGCUGCUGAUCAAUUCAUCUGUGAGCAACCUUUCUGCUUCUCCUUGCCCCUUGUCCUGUGCAUUCACACCCUUUUGGGUCAAUUACAGCCCUGGUCGAAUUUCCCUAUCGUGUGCAAUGCCUCCGCUUCGCCAUUGGUGGCAAGUCGCCGUAGGAGCACCGUGGCGUAACGCUACAGCGGGCCGCUAGGCUCAAAGCAAACAGGGCUUCCGAGUUGUCGAGGCUGGCUAGGCUGCUUUGGGUGGUUACGCUGGGCUUUUUGCGUGUGGAUUGCGCUGGUCUUGGCUCACGUAGGCAGGCUCGAUCUCGCUCAAGAGCCCGAUUCCUCCUGUCAAUGCGACCAUGCUGAAGUGCCAUUGUCGUGCUAUCCCGCGUGCCUCGCUGGGCGUUGACUCGUCCCUCGUCGCUAGCCAAUUUUUCCUGCCCUCCUCUGCUCGUCCAAUUUCCUCACCCUCCCUCCUCUCAUCUUUCUUACCUUCCAUUCAAGCUUUACAUCUGCCCUGGUGACGUCGUUAUUGCUGUCGCCAGAAGGAUUCUCGCUAAACGAUUCCAUUGACUGACCAUUCCUCGCGUGGGUUUUUACGUUUGCAGGCCACCACACCGAACCGAACCUGAGCAAGCAGGAACCGGCCACGCUUGAAUUAAACUUUUAGCGCAGGAGAUAGCCCGUUCUCCAUGUGCUUUUGAGGAAAAACUCCGUUCUCGGUCUAAUUGUCGUUGACAGCUGGCUCAACUCUUCUCCCAAGUGCCGCUGGUUCAUCAACGUUCUGCAUUCGCGAGCACCGCAACCAGAGGCUGUGGCUGAGACAAAACGGCCGCUUCGAGCGCUACUCCAAGACGUUGUUACCACCAGCUCAUUACUUGCAAUUCCUUGUCGUCAUAGCUGUUACUUUAUUAUUCUUUCUUGCCAAUUUUCGGACUACGCCUCAACCCGUCACCGUCACAGUAUUAGCUCGCCUGGAUCUCGCAACAUUUGGCAUUGGACGCCACUGGAUAGCGGCAUGCUCAGCGAAUAGGGACUGAACACACUGCCACAGUUUCUAGCACCGCUAUAUAUUAAUAUCGCCGCAGAGAAGACGGCGUACGCGCGUAAUGUUAGCCGAAAAGAAGAGCUGGAGAGCAACCUCGCCGAAACACGGCCCCCAAAAUGCCGGCUCGACAUCACCACCCGAUAACGACUCCCAAGAUGCCUCUGAUGCUAAGAUGCCCCGAGUGCUUACGAAAGCCUUGCGAUCGAUGAGCAACCCGGCAUUUGAAUCCGUACCAACUCAUCCUACUCGGAGCUCCAAUUCCUUUCGCAGAGCCAGGACAGGCUCCUCUGGAUCGGGCUCGAUGAUGGAGCGCAUUCACCGACGUCUAUCAAAGGAACCCUCGGCGGGUGUGGCUCUAUCCAAUUCUGCACCAUCUAGCCCAAUCGAAUGUUCCUAUGCCUCUAUGGACCUCAUACAGCACGGUUCACUACGACUUGAUCCUUCUAGCCGCCGUGGCCGGCCAGAGUACCUAGUGUUGACUGAUCAAUGCUUGGUAAAGUUUACUAGUAUUGAAGCUGCAAGGGCUACAUUCCCUCAACUAGGACAGCCCUCACCCCAGCUCCAGAGAUCGUCGUCUUCCGCUUCAAUGCAAAGCAAGUAUGGUCGCUCUGAACCUCGUCUCGAAAUCUUAUUAGCAUCUGUCACUGCUGUAUUCAACGACGGACUUUCGGCAUCCCGAUGCGAUCUUGACGUUUGGUGGACAUCACAGGAUGGGAGGUCAGUUUCUUACCGUACCAUGUUGGCCUUCGGCACACCGAUGGAUAUGGAAGAAUGGCUGGCUGUCAUUCAUCGUGCUUGCCGCUCCAAAGUCAGACAGAACACUACUUCGAACUUUGUUGCCUCCAAUAUCCGAGAUACAAUUCACAACAUUGUUCGGUCAACAGAAGCACCAACCGAUGAGCUUAACAAAAUCCCGAUAUUUCCAAUUGUUAAGCGCCCAACGACGAACAUUUCUGCCGCGCCAUCCACCGACGACUGCCGUAACCCGAUUGCUCUCUCCUCAUACUAUUUGGCACUCGGACCAUUUAUGUGUUACCUGGUAGAAAUUUUGCAGCCUGAGCCUGGGGAUUCACCUACUGAAUUACGCGCGAGGACGCAAACUUUCGGACUGGUGACUCUGGCGAGAUUUCGAGCUUCUGUUGCAACCCACACUCAAUCCUUCAUUAUGAUGUUCCGAGCACCGUUGGGACGAGAUGUGCGCCUAGACCUUGCCAGCGUCCAUUACCGGCGCAUCAUUGAUAUUCUGAUUAAGACGGAUAGAGCCUUGAAACCAAUGUGGCCACAACACCUUCAGUCAAGCAUUUUUGAAAUCCGUGGCUUGCCGCCGCCACUGCAGCUCACUUCUGGAAAUGAUCUGGGCGGUCUUGGAACUAGUUUACCGGCUUAUUGUGCUGCGUUUCAAGUUGCGAUGCCCACUUGGUGGAUUGACUGGAACACACCAUCACAACCGUGCUUUUGUCUCGCACCCUCUCCCGAUGUACCCUACUCUGCUCUACAGAUUCUUGCAGUAUUCCGUGCUUUGCGAUAUAACAGCUUCUUUAAGGCCAUAUCCUUCGAGAAUGUAGACUUGGCAAAUAUCGUGGGACAACAAGAUACAAUGCAACAAGGAGACGGGGUUGUGCAUAUGUCUUCUAGUCAUACAAGGCUUCCUGAGGAUCUAUUUGAAUCAUUGAUGCAGGCCCCAAUACUGGAACAGGAAAUGCAUUCGCUUUUAUUCGCAUCCGAUUCCAUCCGCAGCAUCAACCUGAACCGCGUGAGCAGCAUCAACGGCAGCAACGCUACGUCGACCGGCGAACUAAGCGGAGAACUUAUUCGACCAACUAUUGCUUUGCUUCGAAGAGACCUUGUACACUGCCAUAGUCUCUACUUGGCAGGGAAUAAGUUUGCACAGACGGAUGUUGAUGAUCUUGCCGUCACUCUAGUUCUCGACCAUGUUCGUUUACGCCGCCUUGAUCUCUCAAAUUGCGACCUUGGAGAUGCAGGCCUGGCGAAAAUAUGGACGGCUCUAGCUGCCCAAGGUCCAUCUUUGGAGGCUAUUGAUACUUCCAAUAAUUGGGGCUUUGUUAAAGAAGAUGUCAUGCGAAACACAUUAAACCAGUUCCGCAAUCUUACGACGCUUCGUAUUGCAAAGAAUACUAGGCUUGAGUCCGAGACGUCUUUGUUUGAGAUCAAGACGAUGGCCCUGUGGCAACUAGAAGUACUCGAUCUAUCGGGAAUCGUUCUAAACGACGCUACAGUAGAAACACUAGCCGAAUACUUAGCUAUGGAUAGCUCACUCUAUCUACGAUCUCUACAUCUGAAUCGAUGUGGACUCACGGGCAAGCAAGUUGGGAAGCUGUGCAAGAGCAUGGGUAUCAGGCGAGAGAUGACCAUGCAGAUUGAGGCUAGUCGUCUUGAUUUUGGCAUUACUGAGCUUUGUGAUACCCUUACUGCAGGCUACGGCCCGUGGUCUCUCUUUGCUCAAAUGAUCGACUUUUGUCAUGAAGAAAGUUACGUUAAGCUGCUAGAAGCAUUGACAGAGAACCGAAGUAUUCGAUGCCUUAGCCUUGCUGGCUCGUCGAUACCGGACGAUGCCAGUGAGGUCGCCUGCCGAGCACUUACCAACUUCUUUUCAAAUAACACCACCAUCCAGUAUCUGGAUAUGUCAGGAUAUGAUUCGAAGUUAGAUGAAGGGCGGUUGGGGCGCGGGUUUUCCAAAGCCAUGUCAGCGAUAACGCAAAACCAGAGUAUUGAGCACCUCCGCGUGCGUAGUCAGAUGCUGAACUUGAACGUUGAUAAUCUGGCAACCGCAUUAUCGGGCAACAAGACGCUCAGGACGCUGGACUGCGAGUACAACGAUUUUGAUCUGGCCAACUACAAACAAUUGAUCAAGCACAUGACGGACAACGAAAACAUCCGCUUUUUGUCGGCAUUUUCUGAUCAUGAGCUAGAGACAGCCAUGCAAAAGUCGCUUGAAGCCUUUACUUUACAGGCAGUACCUACUCGUCGGCCGUCUAUGAUGUCGCGAUUCAAGCAAGAUAGAGCGCCAAUCAGCACAGAGAAAACGGCUUCUCGGAACAUGAGGCAGGAAUGGGAUAGCGCUGCUCAAGAACUAGCUGACUGCCUUGGUUGCAACCAAUUGAACACCACUCCAGGUCGCACUGUCGAGAGCAAAUAUGACUACCUGGAUUGGGGCUACGUCUUUGCAAGCGAGUUCGGUGGCCUUGCUCUUUUUGACUUUCAUCAUUGUGACAACCAAAAUCUAGCUCCUGAUGCUGCCGAAGAAGGUCUAGCUCAGACGGACGCUGAAGUGUAUCGCUCCAAAUCCACCAACUCGAGCGAAAGCAAUGGCACCCGAAGCACAGAUGGCGCCAGCAAUGAGUCUGGCGUGCCAACCCCAUCGGAAAUGGAACCGAAAGUUAGCGUCUCAGAUUUCCAUGCUAGUGGAAGUGAAGUGAAUGUGGCCAUAUACGGCGAAUUCCACGACGCGUAUACUUCCAUGGACUCUGCUGAGGUCGAACCCGGGCUUCAGAUGAAGAGGUAUCAGCGCUUUGGCGAUGAUCGCAUCAACAGAAUUGAUGAAGAGGAUGUUACUGCACAACCAUAAUUGGUAGCGGUGUAGGGGACGAUGUGUAUACGAUUGUUUUAAGCCUUCUUUUGUGUAUAUAUGGCGAUUUAGCGCAUUUCUUGUUUUUGCAUUGCAUUUUGGCAUGUUUUUGGUUUUAUUCUUGAUACCCUUUUUUCUUAGAAAUUGCUUACACAUACGAAUAAAGCACUGGAUGUCUAUCUUUGUUUUAAUUUCUCAUUCUUGCCCAAUGCUACCGUGUAAUGGGUUAUUCUACAAUGUCGGCUGUGUAUUUAAAAGUACAAUGCAAAUAGCAUGCAAUGGGUUGGCUGCUUUCAGACCUGUUAGUGGAG
Molecule: messenger RNA, 6513 nt
Organism: [Torrubiella] hemipterigena
Lineage: Eukaryota; Fungi; Ascomycota; Sordariomycetes; Hypocreales; Clavicipitaceae
Source: the annotation of a GenBank genome assembly